Molecule: messenger RNA, 470 nt
Organism: Camelina sativa (false flax)
Lineage: Eukaryota; Viridiplantae; Streptophyta; Magnoliopsida; Brassicales; Brassicaceae
Source: RefSeq, a predicted model, not a curated record
AUGGGGUCAUUACACUGCCCGUCUACGACUGCUAGAAAUAUCUAUAACACUUGCCGUUUUGCGGGAGGCUCCCGACCAAUGUGUGCAUCUCUCAGUGGAUGCAAAAUCGUUAACGGCAAAUGUCCUAACGGAUAUACACAUGACACUCUCCAAAACUCAGGUGAUGCUGUCAAUGAAUACUGUAAGUUGGGAUGUACAUCUUCUGUGUGCGCUGCCAUGGUGACACUCCAAAACUCUGAUGCGAGUGAAACUGUGAGUGGAGCGGUCGCACAAUGCGCAAAGGCAUGUUCUACUUUCUGUACCAAGGGCUCUUCAACUGUUGUUGAGACUGCUUAAACAAGCAUAUCCAUGAAGUUACCACAUCCAAGUUUCAGAGUUUUAUUUUCUUUGUUUGCAACCAUUGUGUGUAUGUGACAAAAAAUGCUAGACUUUGGUGCUAGUAUUUGAAUAAGUUAUUUCCAGUUUGUAUA